This is a messenger RNA of Pelodiscus sinensis (Chinese soft-shelled turtle), 957 nucleotides long. The record is from RefSeq and is a predicted model, not a curated record. Lineage: Eukaryota; Metazoa; Chordata; Testudines; Trionychidae.
AUGGGAGGAAUGAUCACAGGGAAUCACACACCGUGGACCCAUUUCAUCCUUGUGGGGUUUGCCGACCACCCUGAGCUACGCCGGGUGCUCUUUGUGGUGUUUCUCUUUUGCUAUCUCUUCACUCUGACUGGGAACUUCCUCCUCAUUCUCCUCACCGUGGCUGACGCAGCCCUCCACACCCCCAUGUAUUUCUUCCUCAGGAACUUGUCCUUUCUGGAGAUCUCCUACACCUCGGUCACCCUGCCCAAAAUACUGGCCACCCUCCUCUCAGAGAAGGAAGACAUCUCCUUCCUCGGCUGCGCCACGCAGAUGUAUUUCCUCCUCUUCCUCGGCGGGACGGAGUGUUACCUCCUUGCCGCGAUGGCCUACGACCGAUACGUCGCUAUCUGCCACCCGCUCCGUUACCCGCUCCUUAUGAACAGGAGGGUCUACACCGGUCUGGCGGCUGCUUCCUGGCUCACCAACCUGCUGGUGUUAAUGGGCCAUGUUGCGGCCAUAUUCACCCUACCCUUCUGUGGCUCAAAGGAAAUCAACCAUUUCUUCUGUGAUCUCCCCCCGGUGGUGAAGCUGGCCUGCGGGGACACCCACGGAACCGAAAUCGCCAUUCUCCUGGUUGCCCUCUUCUUCGUCCUGCUGCCGUUCGCGCUCAUCCUCGCGUCCUACAUGCGCAUCAUCACCACCAUCCUGGGGAUGCCGUCGGCAGAGGGCCGGCAGAAAACCUUCUCCACCUGCUCCGCACACCUCUUGGGGGUGACGCUGUUCUACGGGGCGGCCUGCGCCAUGUACCUGAAACCCAAAGCCAGCCACCUGCCGCACGGCGACAAAGUCUUUGCUCUGCUGUACUCCGUCGUGACGCCCAUGCUCAACCCCCUCAUCUACAGCCUGCGGAACAAGGAGGUGAAAGAGGCGCUCCGGAGGUUAACUCAGAAAGUGUGCUCGGGCACCCAGGGUUUCUAA